Molecule: messenger RNA, 1215 nt
Organism: Trichoderma gamsii
Lineage: Eukaryota; Fungi; Ascomycota; Sordariomycetes; Hypocreales; Hypocreaceae
Product: ketol-acid reductoisomerase, mitochondrial
Exons: 5
Coding region: 1-1215 (404 amino acids)
Biological process (GO): L-valine biosynthetic process
Cellular component (GO): mitochondrion
Molecular function (GO): ketol-acid reductoisomerase activity
Source: RefSeq, a predicted model, not a curated record
AUGGCCUCAAAAGCUUUCUCCAAGACCCUGCGGGCACCAAUUGCUCGACAGCUGGCUGCCCCUCGUGUGGCCCAGCGCUCAUACACUGUUGCUCGCAGCGCCACUCGCGCCGUCGCUGCUGCUCGCCCGGCUCUGGCUGGCCUGUCCCACCAGCAGGUCCGUGGUGUCAAGACAAUUGACUUUGCGGGCGUCAAGGAGGAGGUCUAUGAGCGUGCCGACUGGCCCCAAGAGAAGCUUCUGGAUUACUUCAAGGACGACACUUUCGCCCUCAUCGGCUACGGCUCCCAGGGCCACGGCCAGGGUCUUAACCUCCGCGACAACGGCCUCAACGUCAUUGUUGGUGUCCGAAAGAACGGCAAGUCAUGGAACGACGCCAUCCAAGAUGGCUGGGUUCCUGGCAAGAACCUCUUCGAGGUCGACGAUGCCAUCUCUCGUGGUACCAUCGUCAUGAACCUUCUCAGUGAUGCCGCCCAGUCCGAGACUUGGCCCUCCAUCAAGCCCCAACUGACUGAGGGCAAGACCCUGUACUUCUCUCACGGCUUCUCCCCCGUCUUCAAGGACCUCACCAAGGUUGAUGUCCCCAAGAACAUUGACGUCAUCCUUUGCGCUCCCAAGGGCUCUGGCCGAACUGUCCGCUCCCUCUUCCGUGAGGGCCGUGGUAUCAACUCCUCAUUCGCCGUCUUCCAGGAUGUGAGCGGCAAGGCUGAGGAGAAGGCUGUUGCCCUUGGUGUUGCCAUCGGCUCCGGCUACCUGUACAAGACCACCUUUGAGAAGGAGGUCUACUCUGACCUGUACGGUGAGCGUGGCUGCCUGAUGGGUGGUAUCCACGGCAUGUUCCUCGCCCAGUACGAGGUUCUCCGUGAGCGCGGCCACAGCCCCAGCGAGGCCUUCAACGAGACCGUCGAGGAGGCUACUCAGAGCUUGUACCCUCUGAUUGGUGCCAACGGCAUGGACUGGAUGUUCGAUGCCUGCUCCACCACUGCCCGACGUGGUGCCAUUGACUGGACCCCCAAGUUCAAGGACGCCCUGAAGCCCGUCUUCAACAGCCUGUACGACUCCGUCAAGGAUGGCUCCGAGACCAAGCGAUCCCUCGAGUACAACAGCCAGCCCGACUACCGCGAGAAAUACGAGGCUGAGUUGAAGGAGAUCCGAGAGCUGGAGAUCUGGAGAGCCGGCAAGGCCGUUCGCUCUCUGCGACCCGAGAACCAGAAAUAA